Messenger RNA from Drosophila rhopaloa, 1639 nucleotides. RefSeq lists its product as uncharacterized. The coding region runs from base 128 to 688 and encodes 186 amino acids. Gene Ontology annotation, biological process: regulation of synaptic transmission, cholinergic; sleep; positive regulation of voltage-gated potassium channel activity. The transcript has 4 exons. Lineage: Eukaryota; Metazoa; Arthropoda; Insecta; Diptera; Drosophilidae. The record is from RefSeq and is a predicted model, not a curated record.
UGGCGGAACCUCUCGACCAGCUUGGAGCGGAAAAUCCGAGAAGAACGCGCGCGAGUGCCUGAAAAUAUUUGAAAAAUCUCCAACCAAAGGGAAAUAAAUCUAGAGAAGGAAAAUAACAGUGCAAAAAAUGUCAGGAAUUCUAUUGCUUCUGGCCCUGCUAGCCUUCAUUUCAAAUGGCGCUGCCAUCAAAUGUUACGUCUGCGACUCGAGCGAUAAUCCCAGCUGCGCCGAUCUGGGCUCCAAUUCCAGCAUUGUGCCGGAGGAAUGCACAUUGGACAAAAUGAAAUCGCUAGACACCUGGCUUUUUGACCUAAACAAAUUCUCCUAUUUCGAUAACGGCGCCAAUAAAAAUCCGCUUAUGAAUUGCCAAAAAGUUGUGGCCAAAGACCCUGACACUAGAAAAGUGGUGACUGCUCGCUUUUGCCAACUGGACACCGGGGAUUCCGAUGCCUGUCAGAUCCUGAGGACCAAGCUGCGAAUCCCGUCCCCCGAGGAGCGGGAUCAGCGCAAUCGCAACCAGAACAAGAGGCGGAAGAAGGGCCAGGAUGCGGAUGACGAGGACGAGACCUCCGCAGAGGAUGCGUUCUUCUGCGAUAUUUGCAAAUCGGAUCGCUGCAAUGGAGCGGCGGCCAUAACGCUAUCAGUGGGUUCGGUUUUGGCCCUGAUUUUGAUCCAACUGGGCCACUAAAGCAGUGAACGUACAAGGGAUAUACAUAUAUAUAGACCUAUACCGAUGGAAUGAGUUGGUUGCAUUUAGGUUGAGUUACCGUUAGCGUUACCCUGGCCGUUUACUUUGUAAAUAUUUGAGUGCAAUGUCGCUGAUUCGUACAAGUGUUUCAAAGGCACUCACUUAACCCCCCUACCCCUUACCUUUCCCUCCCACCCUUUCCCUCACCCCUAGACAUGUAAGCACCCACACACAAACCCCAGUACACCGAUACAAUACACAGAAACGGAGAAAGCUAACACACAUAGUCCCUUUGAUUCAAAACAAAUAUGAAACUUUCGAUUUCCAAAAUAAAUACCAAAAAAUUGUAGGGAUAACCAUGUUUGCAAGAUACUACAUCCUAUAUACAUAUAUCAAUGUUUAUGAUACUAUGUUGUUAGCCCUUACGAUCUAGCUUUAUUAUGUUACUAUUCAGAUUGUUAUUUAUAAUUGCUAGGAGCGAAGAGUAUAAGAAUUCACCGAAUGCCUUUAAUUUUCAUAUUUCAUAGCAAGCAAUAUAGAGGUGAAUUAAUAUUGACGUUGGAUGUGUAUAUUAUUAGGUAAAUUCAAAAGUGCUUAGUGAAUUCGCGUUAAAAAUUACCGGAUUUUUGAAACUUACAUCUGAUAUGGUAUAAAUAAAUUUGUCAUAAAAGCCGCAAGCAAAAACAAUCAACUAAAAUGCAAGACGCGAAUUUAUGAAUAAAAUAUAACAAAUGCAAUUAUUGUUAAAUAAAUGUGCAAUUAGACGAAAUGUAAAAGCAAUGCAAUAGAUAUUCUGAGAGCUUAGAACCGCCUAAAAGCCGCACACUACAUAGUACUAUAUGUUUUUGCGCCGAAUCGAGCAAUCAGUUCUGCUUAGUUCAUAAGCGAGUUUUGAAAUGGAAACGAAAAAUUGAACAUUCAGAGCACACGAAUAAAUGCUGUAUGACAGUA